Messenger RNA from Cottoperca gobio, 2229 nucleotides. Its product is annotated as muscarinic acetylcholine receptor M2-like. Gene Ontology annotation, biological process: G protein-coupled receptor signaling pathway, coupled to cyclic nucleotide second messenger; regulation of smooth muscle contraction; adenylate cyclase-inhibiting G protein-coupled acetylcholine receptor signaling pathway. The transcript has 4 exons. Gene Ontology annotation, molecular function: G protein-coupled serotonin receptor activity; G protein-coupled acetylcholine receptor activity. NCBI's taxonomy places the organism in Eukaryota, Metazoa, Chordata, Actinopteri, Perciformes, Bovichtidae. Bases 169 to 1521 code for a protein of 450 amino acids. The record is from RefSeq and is a predicted model, not a curated record. Gene Ontology annotation, cellular component: synapse; plasma membrane; dendrite.
CACACACACACACACACACACACACACGCACACACACCUCACAUUUCUUGUCAGAGGAGGAGCAACAACAACGGCGGGUUACUUUCUGCUUCUCUCUGCUCCAGUGUCGACUGAGGUAUUGUACAGAUAUGAUUUGAGCCUGAGAAGGAUACUCAAAAGCCAGACAACAUGGAGACUCUGAAUUCCUCCCACACCACCAACAUCAGCAGCGGUGAUAACGCCAGCCUCUUCUCUGGAAGCCCGUACACGACUGUGGAGAUUGUACUCAUCAUCCUGGUGGCCGGAUCUCUGAGUCUGAUCACCAUAAUCGGGAACAUCCUGGUCAUGCUCUCUAUAAAGGUAAACAGGAACCUGCAGACAGUCAACAACUACUUCCUGUUCAGCCUGGCAUGUGCAGACCUCAUUAUUGGCCUCUGCUCCAUGAACCUCUACACGGUCUAUAUUGUGAUUGGCUACUGGCCCCUGGGAGCAGUGGUGUGUGACCUGUGGCUGGCUGUUGAUUAUGUUGUCAGCAACGCCUCAGUCAUGAACCUGCUCAUCAUUAGUUUUGACCGUUACUUCUGUGUCACCAAACCGCUCAGCUACCCGGCGCGCCGCAGCACCAAGAUGGCUGGUCUGAUGAUCGCUGCAGCCUGGGUCUUGUCCUUCAUCCUGUGGGCUCCAGCCAUUUUGUUCUGGCAGUUCAUCGUGGGGGGGAGAACCGUGCCGUCAAGUCAGUGCUACAUUCAGUUCUUCUCAAACCCUGCAGUGACGUUUGGGACAGCCAUCGCAGCUUUUUACCUACCAGUGGCCAUCAUGAUCUACCUGUACUGGCGCAUCUCCAAGGCCAGCCGCAGCCGCAUGAAGAAGGACACUAGGAAGCCGUCAGGUGCAAGUCUGGGAGAGGGCCUCUCUCACAGCCAGGAGGACGGAUGUCAGAGCCAGAACAACGUCAUCACAACAAGAGACGCUCAGGUGGAGGCUGGAGAUGUGAAGGAGAAGGAAAUGUUGCAGCAGGAGAAUGGAAACAGGCCAAGUCAAGAAGAAACAACCAAACAGGCAGAUUCCCCAGAAGUCAGAAACCACGAUUCAGAAAGUAAAGACACUGCGGCCCCUGAAUCAUCACAGAAAGGUUCAAAUGGUGAGAAAGAGACAAACCAAACUCAACCCCCUUCUCUGGAAAACUCAGCUGCUGACAGACAAAGUCUGGCCACAAGGACACUAUUCAAGGUGACAAAGCAGAGUGCCGUGGCAAAGUGGAAAAGGAAGGGCAUUUCAUCCAGGGAGAAAAAGGUGACGCGCACCAUCAUGGCCAUCCUGGUUGCUUUUGUUGCCACAUGGACCCCGUACAAUGUGAUGGUCCUGAUCAACACCUUCUGCUCCAGCUGCAUCCCAAACUCACUCUGGACCAUCGGCUACUGGCUCUGCUACAUCAACAGCACCAUCAACCCAGCCUGCUACGCCCUCUGCAACGCCACCUUCAAAAACACCUUCAAGCACCUGCUCCUGUGCCAGUACAAGAACAUACGUAUAGCACGAUGAGGGCAAAAAUGCUGACUCAUGUUUUUGAUAAUCUGAUAAGUAAACUGAGAUGACACAAGUAUUGGGGUGAACAUUGUUAAAAUAUAGACCAGGUGUUUUCUUAUUGUGCACUCCAUUGCUUUUUCAAUGGUAGAACUUAUUAAAACUGCCAUUGAAAAGUUAACUGUUUUACAUUUAUAAUUGUAUUGUAAUAUAACACACUUAACUUUUAAUGAUUUCAAAAUACAUGCCAUUGUAUUAUACUUCUCAAGACAAUGCAUUGUGGUGGGAAUGCGGUUUAUUGUGAAAAGGUACAUUUGAGUGUCAGUUUGGGUUUUAUUUUGACAUGUUCCUCUUUGCUCCUCCUACACAAGCUUGUGCAGUAUGUUGUUUAAUAUUAGGGUUAUUAUAGGGUUAUUAUGCAACCUCCUUUUACCCCCAAAGUACAAUUGUGAGUAAUGUGAUGGUUUUGUGACCAAAGCAGUGAUUAUUAAAUCUAGAAAAAGUGCAAGUCUAGUAUAAGAAGAAGAUAAUAUACUAUAGAAAAAGACACUAUAUUAUUGACAUAAAUCGUUUGGGCCGACAUUGAGCUGUGACACAGGAAAUAAUCUGCCAAAGUGAAAAAUCGGUCUGAAUGAAACCUUUGCUUGAAAUUGAGUUAAGAAAAGAGAGUAGCAGCUGUAGAGUGUGUGUGUGUGUGUGUGUGUGUGUGUGUGUGUGUGUGUGUGU